This is a messenger RNA of Penicillium cataractarum, 810 nucleotides long. RefSeq lists its product as uncharacterized. The record is from RefSeq and is a predicted model, not a curated record. NCBI's taxonomy places the organism in Eukaryota, Fungi, Ascomycota, Eurotiomycetes, Eurotiales, Aspergillaceae. Gene Ontology annotation, molecular function: ATP binding; protein serine/threonine kinase activity. Gene Ontology annotation, biological process: peptidyl-serine phosphorylation; autophagy. The coding region runs from base 1 to 810 and encodes 269 amino acids. The transcript has 3 exons. Gene Ontology annotation, cellular component: cytoplasm.
AUGGAUUAUCUCCCUUCGGACUUGGUGCUCGAUAGCCGGAUUCAAGUUGAGUUCAGUAACGAAUUGAUAUAUCGAUUCACGACCCAGUCCAAGGUCUCUUCUAUCCGGCAUGUCCGGCGCAGGCCUCGAAAGGACAGCUGGCAGGCGGUCAAGAGACUUGGAAGUGGGUCAUUUGGCACUGUUACUCUGCAUAAAUGCUUGACAAGCGAUGGUCAAGCAGAAUUACAGGCCGUGAAAAUGAUCGACAAGGUGGCCGUCUCCGCGGGCGUUGACUAUUACAAAGAACUAGAAGCUAUCGCGAAGUUUUCACAGAGAAAGAUAGCGGAAGGCCUGAAACUCCUCCACGAGAAUGGAUUCGCUCACCGAGACCUCAAGCCUACGAAUAUCUUUGUGUUUCGCCCAAGCCCCAAUUGGUGGGUCAAAGUCGGCGAUUUUGGAUUCAGCAAACGCAUCAACGAGAACGGCGGCCUUCAGACAUGGGUUGGAACACCAGUUUUCCUUGCUCCCGAGUUACAGAUGCUCUACUCGCCAGGGAAAAGUGACGGUGACGCCGUAUUUCAAUACACAGAGCAAGUUGAUAUGUGGGCACUGGGUGUGAUCGCGUUUUAUAUGGUUUUCCACAGUUAUCCAUUCCCCCCAAACAAACCUACCAGCCUGCUACGGUAUAUACAGGGCGCAGAUCUUCCCUUCCCAAAAUCUCCACUGUCAGAGAGAUUGCAAAAUCUUCUUGAAGGCCGCAUUGUCCCCGGACGCAUCGAAGAGAUUAUCUGCAGGGCAAGCCACAGAAAGCGGGUGGCUGGUGUGGGCUGA